AUGUGGGGAAUUGUUCCCUAUCCCUCUCAAAAUUUUUACUUUAGGGAACGUGAGUUCACAUACGUUCUGGAAGGAUCCACUGCAAAUCAGCCUACUCGAUUCCGAGUAUUGUAUCGUGGUCCACUUAGUACUCAUACGGUUACCGACGAAGAUAUUGUUCAUCUACGUGUACAAUCCAUCAAUAGGAAGAAUGUUGCUAGCGAUUUUUCGGAAGUGAUUACCCUCGUUCGUGAACCUGAGCUGGUCAUCACAAAGCCAGCACAGCUACCGUCUGCUAGUGAUUUUUCGGAAGUGAUUACCCUCGUUCGUGAACCUGAGCUGGUCAUCACAAAGCCAGCUCAGCUACCGUCUGCUGUCAUUGAAGGCUAUGGAAAAGGCGCCAUACGCGUAACGUGGACCGCGCCUAAGAUUGUGAUUCCUCCAACGGCCACGCUGAUGUUUGAACUACGUCGAAUUGAUGAUAAGAGUGAAAUCGUUUACUCCGGAUCGGAACCAACUUGUCGUAUCGAAGGUUUGACCAGUAGGCAGCACGUCGAAGUACAGGACAAUGUUGACGUGGAAGGCUCCAGAAGCAUCGCCGGAUAUUCGUUAUCGUGUUCACUGCAGCCAAAUUACGAGCGGGCAUGA
Messenger RNA from Strongylus vulgaris, 627 nucleotides. The record is from the annotation of a GenBank genome assembly. NCBI's taxonomy places the organism in Eukaryota, Metazoa, Nematoda, Chromadorea, Rhabditida, Strongylidae.